AUGCCUCCUUCUGCUCCCCGAAGACCAUCACGCGGUGGGAGCGGCGGCAGCGGCGGCAAAGCCCGUCGAACCACCCCAUCUGGUCAAAGUAACCCCGCGCCCUCCAAUCCUCCUGUCCAAACCGACCCUAUAACUCCCUCUGUUCCCGAUGACUCGGAGAGGAGAACUCCCCCCCCAAAUUCACGACUUCUCCCCAAUCUCAGCCUCGACAUUUUCAAUGGAAGCAACCUUGAACGAUCCCGCGCAUUUGUCCAACGUUUUUGUGAAGGUCAAGUCAAGAUUUCCAGUCCAGAAGUUGCAAGAAACUUCCUUCGUGCUGUUAUUCGCCAAUCUGGACAAGGAAAUGCUCUAGAAACAUGCAUUUCUACCCUCGGCGACUCGGUACAUGGGGUCUUCGCUAUCGUCGAAGCUUUGAACCAGCAUGAAAACCUUAAGGACAUUUCAUUCCUCAACAAUUAUGUCGGUCAGCUCUUUCUCUUCUUGACGUAUCAAGUAGAUACAAAUGCUCCUGGUGCCGAUGUAAACUCCUUUGAUGAUCACAUCCGUCGUAUCGUUGGUCGUAUCGUCGAGGACAAUGACAUACUAUUCGGGUAUCUCAUUAGGGCAGCUAUACGUAACAGGCUCGGUUCGGAUGCCAUGGAAGGGCUUGCUCGCCUGAUCAUAUGCUACUUGAACUUUGCUCCCAAAGUCCCUGAUCAUAUUCAAGAAAUCAUCAUCAAUCGAAAAUUCAUUGGAAGAUUGAUGGCAGCCACACACGCUGGGGUUCAAAGCAUCGGUACAACACUCAAGUAUUGGUCGGACUGCGACAGCCAGCAAAGAACUGACCGCACCGGGAAAUACGUUGCAGGUGGACGACACGAUAACGACUUUAGGGACUAUAGAAAGAUCAAGAUUAUUCCUACAUCGGACGAGUUCUCCUGCCUAGAACCUUCGUAUCUUCCAAAAUCUGCUGCUCCAGCAAAUCAGAAAGGGGACUCUCGCGUUGGCCUCCACCUUGAUACCCAAUUCCGUCUUCUUCGCGAAGAGAUGCUCAAUGAAAUCAGGGCCGAUUACUAUGACUGCAUUGACGGCAAGGGAACUGGUACCAAGCCAAAUAACACCUCAGAACGACCCAAACUCAUACUUAAAAACCUUCAGUGGAAUGAUUGGGAUUUUCAAGGAGCAAGGAAGCUCCGGAGGUUCGGGAUCCGUCUUCUCCUUCCGGAGGGGUUCGGCAAAUAUGUCAACUUUGGAGGCAAAAACUACGACAAACUGUUAGCAGAUGACCAGAGUUUCCCGUUCAAGAACAACCAGCUAGCCGUUCUGGUUGUCGAUGAUGAAAUCGCUGGGUUUGGAAAGUUGGCACGAGAUAUCGAAUCAUUAAGGGGGCCAGCUCCCGCUAUAAUUUUCACGUUAGAAGAUACUGAUGUCGUUAGUCAGGUCAUAAAGAAGCUUUGGGACGCCGUAGUGGCUCGCGACGAGGGGGAGCCAGACAUCAAGCUAGUUUGUGUUGACAGCCCCGUCUACGCCCAUGAGCCAAUCUUAAAGAGGCUUCAGACGAUGAGGGCUAUACCUCUAGCAAAGGAGCUUCUUCAUUUUGAAAAGGGCAAAGAGGUUGGGAAGACUUCAUUUCAUCUGGAAGAGUUAAUCCCAAAAAUCAAUCCCGAGACUCCCCUAAAGGAUCAUGUAAGGGCGGGCACGGAUUCAAUCACAAUGGAUCGAGCACAGUGUGCAGCAAUCAAGCGUGCUCUGCAGAAUAAGGUGGCUUUGAUUCAGGGCCCUCCUGGUAAGGAACCAUCCUCCCAUCCCCUAAAUUUUGAACAAACGCUUAUAUUCCUAAACGCAGGCACUGGUAAGACAAUGGUCGGAAAUAUCAUUGCCAAACUCCUUUAUCUCUACACCCCGGAGAGCAUAGUUGUUAUAACCCAACAGAACCACAUCUGCGACGAGUUCCUUGAGAAUCUGCUAGCGAUGGGUGUGAGGACGGAGCAUGUCGUUCGCCUUGGCAGUCAAUAUAGCGAUGCCACACGUCCGGUUACCGUCAAUGAACUUUCUGACGAAUCGUAUUUAUUUAGCUCUGUCAAGAAUGCUAUGGACAGCAUCAAAAUUCAUAUCGAUGCUGCUUGGAAUCUAGUAAACCAAGCCAUCCAAGAGCUCUUCGUUAAACCGAUGACUUGGAAGCAUAUCCGCCAAAUCGCCAUCCGAUACAAUGAGGCAAAUUUUCAAGAGCCGGAGGAUCGCUUUGGUUAUAUCUCAGCCUUUACUGUUCCAGAAGAUUGGGAGAAAGUGGUUUUAGAGGCUGAUCCCAAAUGCAUAAUUCUCACCAAUGAUGAGCUGUUCGAACUCUGGGCGGAGAAUGCACGGUGCCCCACAGGCAUGGAGAAUUAUUUGACUGAAGAUGGUCGGGAGCUUUGGGACAUGCCACCGGAAGACCGAGAUAUCCUUCUAGGCUGGUUCAGAGAAGCACUUGUCGCAGACCAGAUCGCAGGCCUCGUGAGUGCAGUUACAAACUUCAAUCACCAAGUUGACGAGUUCAACAGAUGGAAAGAUACCCGUCUCCGUUAUCUUUUCAAGGAAAAACGAAUUAUAGCUGCCACUACCAAUGGUGCUGCAAAAUAUCUUCCCAUCAUCGCUGAUACAGCUCCGAAAAUUUUGAUUGUUGAAGAAGCUGCUCAGAUCCUUGAAUCUCACGUUCUCGCUGCGCUUCAUGACAAAGUUGAACAGAUCAUCAUGAUUGGGGACCACAAUCAGCUCCGCCCGCGCUGUGAAACUUGGGAGUUUCAGCAUGAUUCUGAAAGAGGUUAUAACCUAGAUAUCUCACUAUUUGAGCGUCUCGUCAAAGAAGGUUUUCCUUGCGAUGUUCUUGAAACCCAACAUCGUGCUCGCCCGGAGAUUUCCCAAAUUAUCCGAACUUUGACCUAUCCUAACCUUAAGGAUCACAAAUCGGUACAUCGGCUUGACCGCGUCCGUGGUCUUCAGCGCAGUGUUACUUGGAUGGCGCAUCAGUAUCAGGAAUCUUCUGCAGACAAGCUAGUGACACGCAAUACCAAAAUGGCUAAGAAAUCGAGCAAAAUUAACGAAUUUGAAGCUGAUAUGGUUGUUUCGCUUGUUCGCUAUCUUGGGCUUCAGGGCUACGCUAAUGAUCAUAUUGUUGUAAUUACACCAUAUCUCGCCCAAGUCGGCCUGAUCACCAAGAAGAUGAAGGAACGUGGAGAAUGUGAUGUCCUUCUAUCUCAGGGAGAUUAUCAUGAGCUCGUGAGAGCAGGUAUUAUCGAAGCUCGGGACCUCAAGGGCGUCAACAAAUAUAUUGAAGUUUGCACGGUUGAUCAAUUCCAAGGAAGUGAUAGGGAUAUUGUUAUUGUAUCCACGGUUCGCUGCAACACCGAGCAGAAGGCUAGCUUCCUUCGUGCUCCGGAGCGAGCCAAUGUCCUUCUUAGCCGCGCUAGGAAAGCUCUCGUCAUCAUUGGCGAUUUAUAUAGCGUCACCGAUCACGGCAUUCCUGGUACUGACUCAAUUUGGAGGAAUGUCUUUACCCAUUUCAAAUCUGAGGGGCACAUUUUCGAUGGUAUUCCAAUCGUUUGUCAGAAUCACCCCAAGCAGAAGCGCAUCUGUAGAACUCCAGAAGAAUUAGACUUUUACGCACCCGAAGGAAGGUGCAGACUCCUUUGUGAGUCUCCCUUGCCUUGCGGGAAGCACACUUGUUCGUUCUUCUGCCACGGCGGCCCGGAUCACAGCCGUAUGGAAUGCACGGUAAUGGAGAAGAAGACAUGUUCGAAAGGCCACGAGUGGGACGAUUUCUGCUGGCCAAAGGACCCCAAACCAUGCGAGAAGUGUAGCAUGCACGAAGCUCACUUUAAGUCCAUGCAAGAGGAGGAAGAGGCUCGAAAAACCAAGGAGUUCGAGACCUCUUAUGCGGCUGAGGUGAAAUCCUUGAAACAGGCCGAAGAGGCCAACAAGAAAAUGGAGGCCGAAAGGCAAGAUAAGCUCAACUUCGUUAGGGAGCAGCGAUUGAUUGCUGAGAGAAAGAUUGACCCGAAGCCAAGGCGAAUGCCUCCUCCUAUUAAGCCCUUUGGUGAAGCGGCUGAACUCCUGGCCAAGAAGGAGCGAGCAGAAAGAAUGGCCACGGAGCUAGCAGCGCUUGAUCAUCGGAUCUUAGAGGCAGAGAAGACUGCCUCACAACAAGCAUCGCCAAUGAAUCUCGGGCUACGGCCGCUUAGAGUCGCUGACCUUGAGCAGAAAUACAGUGGCGGUUCUUCCGUUGUUGAGGCUGGGCGUAAUGCUUCUGAGGACUCUCAAGAGUCCAUAAUUCCCGCCAGGUUCCGCGUUCCUGGAAUUCCAAUCUCCAAUCAUCCGAUUACUCUGGUCAGUUCUGGAGUUUUAGACAAGGGCAGUGACUCCGAGAUUAUGUUCGAAGUUAACAUACAGGCUCCGAAACCCCGCCCACGAAAACGACUAACUGGUAGAUCCGGUGACAACUCUUCUUUGGCGCAGACCCCUAAUCGAGUCCAAUCCGACCAGAGUUUUCCAUCAUCACCACCCAUUAGGAUCACUCCACUCGCCGAUAAUUCUAACCAAUUCCAACAACUCGAAGCCACUCCACCGACCAACAGAGAACAGAGUCUUAUUGAAGAGGCAUCGGAAAUGAAUAUCCUAGAAUUUGUUGCCAAAAGAUUGGUUGUGGAAGAACCACCGAGUUUCGUCAACGAAGUGCCACAGACGGAGAAUUUCUCGACCACCAUCGUUGAUAGUACAACUGCCAAUAUCAAUGGCUCAAUUUUGGAGAGUGACAUCAGCGAAAUUCCAGCAUCUAACGGAAUCCUUCUUUCACCAAGCGCCCUCACAGAUAGGGUAGAUUCUUCCAAGUCCGCCCAGUCAGACAACAUUGUUCUUCCAAAGGUCCCCGAUGCUACAGAGACCGUCCCUACACCAACGAUCCUAGAUUCAAACUUCGCCAAAUCCUCACGAUCUUCCAAGGCUGGUUCUGUUUCUGUUUCCAGUACCUCAAACCCUCUCACAGUUCCCUUAACUCCUUUUGACGGUCCAUUCCCAUCUCCCAGCCGCGAUGAAUGGAAGCGUCACAAACUUUCCACGAAGGAUAGCAAUGCUGCACUGGACCAAAUAAUGGAUAUGAUUGGCAUGGAGCAUGUCAAGGAGCAGGUCCUAGCCAUCAAAGCCAAGGUCGACACUGUUCAUCGCCAGGGAAUUAACUUACGCGGUGAAAGAUUCCAUGUUGCCCUCCUCGGAAACCCUGGGACCGGGAAAACCACAUUCGCAGGGUCGUAUGCAAAUUUUCUCAGAAGUGAAGGUGUUCUUGAAGGACUAUCCUACGUUGAAACCACCGGCGCUCGGUUGGCUCACGAUGGCAUCAAUGGCCUUCAAGACAUAUUUUCCCAGUUGCUCAACGCAAAAGGUGGGACUUUGUUUAUUGACGAGGCUUAUCAGCUUGUCACAUCUGGGGCAUUGGAAGGGAGGCAAGUUCUCGACUUCCUUCUCUCCGAAAUGGAAAGGCACCUUGGGAAAAUCAUCGUUAUUAUCUCAGGCUAUAACAAAGAGAUGGAAAAGUUUUUCGAGCAUAACCCUGGAUUGCACUCAAGAAUUCCUUAUCGCAUCCAAUUUGAGGAUUUCACCAACGAAGAACUGCUCUAUAUUCUUCAAGACACAAUCAAGGGGAAAUUUGGGGAAAGAAUGAAGAUAGAGGAUGGAUACAGUGGCUUGUAUAUGAGAAUUACAGCCAAAAGACUUGGGAGAAUGCGGGGCAUGCAUGGGUGUGGCAACGCAAGAGGGGUUCAGAAUGCAGUGGCUAAGAUUUUGGAACGUCAAGCUGCGCGUGUCACCAAAGAGCGAAAGCAAGGAUUCGACGCAGAUGAUUUCCUCUUAACCAAAGAAGAUGUGAUCGGGCCUGCCCCGUCGCAAGCAGCUAUGGAAAGCGAGACUUGGAAAGAGCUCCACCAGCUAAUUGGGCUUGGUGCGGUGAAGCAGAGCGUUGUGGUCCUACUUAAACGAAUGGAGAGCAACUACCAAAGAGAACUUGCCGAAGAGAAGCCCAUUGAUGUCUCCUUAAAUCGUGUCUUUUUGGGAAGUCCCGGAACGGGAAAAACGAGUGUUGCUAAGAUCUAUGGCAAGAUCCUUGCACAGUUAGGGCUUUUAAGCAGUGGAGAAGUUAUCAUGAAAACACCAUCCGACUUCUUGGGUCGUGCCUUGGGUGAAUCAGAAGCCAACACUAAGGCAAUUCUUAACGCUUCUCGUGGAAAGGUCCUCAUCAUUGAUGAAGCCUACAUGUUUAAUCCUAAGCUCAACGGUGCCGAAGAUCCUUAUAAAUCGGCGGUUAUUGAUACUAUUGUCAGCGAAGUUCAGAAUGUUCCAGGAGAUGACCAAUGUGUCCUGCUCCUUGGCUACAAGGAAGACCUCGAGAAAAUGUUCAACGCCGUCAACCCCGGCCUAAGUCGACGAUUCCCAAUUUCUGAUGGCUUCGUUUUCGAAGAUUUCACCGAUAUCGAGCUCUCUAAAAUCUUGGACCUUAAACUCCGGCUUGCAGAAAUUCAUGCAACUCCGGAAUCGCGUGAGGUUGCAAUCCGAAAAAUCGGCCAAAGACGUCAAAAAGUCAAUUUUGGAAACGCCGGUGAGGUUGAAAAUCUGCUUACUGUCGCCAAGGAACGGAUGCUCAAACGACAUGUUGAUGGUGGAGAUUUUGCUGCCGAACUUCUCCCUACCGACUUUGAUCCAGACCAUGACCGUGGAAACCGUACCGACCCAGGUCUUGCAGAUCUCUUCAAGGACCUAAUCGGAGUAGAAGACGUGAUACGCCGCUUCGAAGAGUAUCAGAUGUCAUCUAUGGUUAUGCGAGGACGCGGAGUCGAUCCCAAAGAUCAUAUCCCUUUGUUAUUCAUCUUCAAGGGCCCUCCAGGUACUGGAAAAACAACAACCGCCAGAAAAAUGGGGCAAAUUUUUUACAAUAUGGGAUUCCUUGCCUCCAACGAAGUCAUUGAAUGUUCAGCCUCAGACCUCGUCGCUGAAUAUGUUGGACAAACAGCCCAUCGAACACGUAAAAAGCUUGAGCAAGGUCUCGGAAAGGUUUUGUUCAUCGAUGAAGCGUACAGACUCCAGGACAAUCAGUACGGCAUCGAAGCGUCAAAUGAGCUCGUGGAUGCGGUCACAAAGCCAAAUUUUAUGGGUAACCUAGUUAUUAUUCUUGCCGGCUACGACGACGGUAUAGAUAAUCUUUUAGCGCUCAAUGUGGGCCUAGCUAGUAGAUUUUCAGAGGUCAUCGAAUUUCCGGAUGUCAACUACCAUACGGCUAUCGAAAUCGUUAAGACCGAAGUUAAGAAGGCCGGAGUCGAUAUUCCAAGCUUUGAUGACAAAGAUAGCGACCAGUACGCCGAAAUUCUUGAACUGCUCAAAGAGAUCUCUGAGACUAGAGGAUGGGGGCACGCUCGAGAUGCUCAAAACCUAGCCAAGGGUAUGACAAACAAGGCAUAUCGAAGUGUCAAGAGUCUUCACGAUUCAGUUGCUAUCACUCACGAAAUAGCCGUCAGCGUCUUGGUUGACAUGUUGAAGCAACGCAAGGGCAGAGCUUUUGUUUUGCCAGUCUUCAAGUCAAAACCUGCCUUGCCACCUCCAAAGGUUCAAUACGCUGAGCCCGUGGAGGCUCCUCAAGUCAAAGUCAACAUUGAAAUCGAGAAGGCUCCAGAAGCUGCAGAGCUCACCGAGAUCGAAAAGCCAGUUCCUGCAGAGUCGGUCAUUAAGACUAUUACUAAGACCGAACCAGUUAUUGAUGAAGCCGUCAUAUGCGAGCUAGUUGCCGAACCGGUUGCUAAAAGAGGACGGAAACGCAGUAGCCCUAAGAAAGCUAACGGCAAAGCAAUAGCUCAAACUUCUUCCGAAGAUACCAGCGGCCGCGAACGAGGCACCACAGAUCAAAACUGGGAAGCUCUCUCCCAAUCCCGAACAAUCGAGGAGGCCCGAAUUACACAGCACAAGAGACGACAAUCUGAACUUCGCCAAAGCUUGGAAAUCGCCCAACGCGAAAAACUAGAUGCGGGAGCCAAAUACACCACCAUAAAACUUCAGUAUUUCGGGAAAAGAGCACCUGUCUUCAAGCAGAGAAUUGAAGCCGCGAAAUUAAAGGAAGCUGAAGCUCAGGAAACGUUCUCUAAAAUUGAAAAAGAGAUGGAAGAUAUUGCUCAGGACGAAAAGGUCAGAGAAGCACGUGAGAAGAUUAACAUGACCAAGUUGGAUAAAAUGGGGCUGUGCCCUAAGAAGUACCACUGGAUCAAGAUGAAUGACGGUUAUCGAUGUGCUGGAGGUGAGCAUUCUAUCACCAACGAAGAAUUGAAUGCAUAUUCAUUUUAA
This is a messenger RNA of Orbilia oligospora ATCC 24927, 8328 nucleotides long. RefSeq lists its product as uncharacterized. Lineage: Eukaryota; Fungi; Ascomycota; Orbiliomycetes; Orbiliales; Orbiliaceae. The record is from RefSeq and is a predicted model, not a curated record. Gene Ontology annotation, molecular function: ATP hydrolysis activity; helicase activity; ATP binding. The transcript has 4 exons. The coding region runs from base 1 to 8328 and encodes 2775 amino acids.